Messenger RNA from Carica papaya (papaya), 1162 nucleotides. RefSeq lists its product as uncharacterized. The record is from RefSeq and is a predicted model, not a curated record. NCBI's taxonomy places the organism in Eukaryota, Viridiplantae, Streptophyta, Magnoliopsida, Brassicales, Caricaceae.
GUUUAAAAAAUACACCCACCUCCCUCUUUCCCUUCAUCUUAAUUCGAUACUCACUUAACGCAGCUCACGCCUACCUUCCUUCUCCAUUUCAAAACGUCUCAAUCUUUUGAAUCGCCAGUUCAAUCUCCUUGUACUAAUCAACAAUAAAAACGACAACCCAUCUUCUUAUUUCUUCUCAUAUGUACGUAAAUUUAUAUGUACAUGUAGUAGGGAUUAACUAUAGAUAUGGGUAUGAUAAAAAUGUUGAACAGAUUGCAGAUCAUCCCAUGGUGUCUCCACCUGAUAGGAAGUCAGAACUCGUGCUUCCAACUUCCUGCUGCGCCACCGCCGGCGACAAUCAAGCUCAUAAAAUCCGACGGUAUGGUUAACAUCUACGACCGUCCGGUUUACGUCUCGGAGUUGAUGAUGGAGUUUCCAAAACACAUGGUGUGUCGGUCUGGUUCGUUUUACAUUGGUCAGAAAAUACCUGCGCUUUCUGAGCACGACCAGCUUCAAUUCGGCCAGAAAUAUUUUCUUCUCCCAACUCACUUGUUCCACUCAGUUUUGUCUUUCGUCACCAUAGCCUCCUUCACCCAAUCAAGAAACUCCUUGCUGAAGAAGACAGCUAGUUGCAGCAAGCCUUUUGAUAUUCAGAAGACUCCAUCUGGGUGUCUCAGAAUACGCGUCUCUGAUGACUUUAUAUGGCAACUCAUGCAACAAGGAAGAAUUACGCAGGAAGAUGAUGAGAUGGGUGGGUCGUCAAACGGCGUCGUCUGCACCACUGCUCAGUUGCAGAAGGAUUACAGUCAGCUUGUUGGGUCGCGACAAUGGAAGCCAAAGCUGGAGACGAUAAGGGAGAAAGGUGAGAAGAGAAAAAAACUGCCAGCUUUUCGAAUUAAGACGAAAAACAAACUCAGAUCCUCAUCAGAUAAUCAGAUCAACCGCCAUGGUUUCUGUAGCAAACCCAAGAUUAGGUUUAGAGCAAGAAAAUGAUACGACGUCGUAUAUAAACACAUAUGUACAAUGUGUUUUUUUUUUUUAAACCUUUUUCUUUUGUUUUUCAUUUCUAAUUUACUGGUUGCUUAAGCUGUGCUUUGUAAUAGAUAAAUUAAGUGGAAAUACAAUUUAAUGGAAUGGGAAUAGAUAUAACGGAUGAACCAAUCAACAAGUUAUUUAGUCGGUA